AUUUCACGUGCAAAUUUCUCAAAGCUCCAAACUCCCAAACUCAACAACAAAACGCUCAACCAACACAACAUCUCAACUCAAACCACACAUCAAACCCCAGAGAGAGAUAGAGAUAUAGUGAGAGAUCGAAUACAAGCUGCCCGUAAAUGCCAACGGUCGAGUUUCUGGCCGGCUUGGUCUCUGGCGCUAUCAGCACCGUAGUCACGCAUCCGUUCGACACGGUCAAGGUGAAGAUGCAGGUGACGACCGGCCGCGCUGCGUACAAGGGCAUGCUGCACUGUGCCGUCGACAUUGUGCGCACGGAGGGCGUCCUGGCCCUGUACAGCGGGAUGGUCCCGCCACUGCUCGCUCGGCCGUUCGUCCAGGCCGCGGGAUUUGGCAUCAUGGGCGAGCUGCGCAGCCUCAUGAACGUCUCCGUCCAGGACGGCUCACUCAAGCACGUCUGCACAGUCUCGCUCGCGGGCGGCCUCACUGGCGUAUCGCUGGCCGCGCUCAUGUCGCCGGUCGAGCUGGUCAAAAUCAAGCUGCAAGAGCAAGGCCGUUCUGCACAGGCCGGCAACCCGACGAACGAGGCCAGUCCAGGCUCAAGCACAAGCACGAACACGACACACAACGGAAACGCUUCGUCCAGUGCAAAGGCGUCGCAGCGCCAGUACAGCACCUGGUGGUCGAAAGCCAGCAGCAGCAGCCCCAACCGGUUACUCGGCUCAGCUCCAUCCGCUCCAUCCUCCUUUGUUGGAUCGUCGCCACAAACGGCAGCAACUGUACUUCAAAAUGCAUCGAAGCAACUCCGGCCAUUCAGUUCUGGCCCAGCUGCAGAGCUAUCAGAGCCGCCCUAUGCAGGAACGGCCGAUUGUGCCAAGCGAAUUUUUGCCCAACACGGUGUUCGGGGACUGUUUCAAGGCAUGUGGUCGACCUGUCUGCGCAAUGGGCUCGGCUGGGCGUCGUUCUUUGUUGUGUCUGACAUUUGCAAGCUCCGAUUCCAGCCAGAAGGAGGAGCGCAGCCUGCAGGCGCGCGCGUCGCGAGCGCUGCUGCUCAACCGCCACCAGUCAAUCCUCCCCCAGUAGAAGCCACGCAAUCCACCUGGAAGGACGCACUAAGAAAGGCGAAAUCCCUGCUAGUCAAACCAAAACCCAGCAUAGACAACGAGGUCAUUGUGACCAGCGGCGGCCAGCUUGUAGUUGAGUUUGUCAAGCACCCCGCAGUGCCGGGACUUGCCACACUCCCCGAAGCACCACCGGCUCGUUUCGGCAUCACGACGCUGCUCGUGUCUGGAGGUCUGGCGGGGCUGGCAUCUUGCAUGAUUGCUAUGCCAGCAGACUUGAUCAAGUCUCGAAUGCAAGUGCAGUCGUUUGCUGCCCCCAAGUACACGAGUAUCAUGGACUGCGCACGGCAAAGCUGGGUCGAAGGCGGGUGGCGUGUAUUCUACAAAGGCCUCUACCCGGCAGUAUUGCGCAAUGUCAUUGGCAGUGCUGCAGUUUUGUUGGCGUAUGAGGAGACUUUGCAUCUUCUUCAUCGCUUUGAUGCUUAGAUUGGGCAAGCGAAUACACUGUACUUAAUUUGCAUAACACUUUUUGGC
Messenger RNA from Capsaspora owczarzaki ATCC 30864, 1580 nucleotides. RefSeq names its product solute carrier family 25. The transcript is spliced from 2 exons. Gene Ontology annotation, molecular function: transmembrane transporter activity. The record is from RefSeq and is a predicted model, not a curated record. Gene Ontology annotation, biological process: transport. Lineage: Eukaryota; Filasterea; Ministeriida; Capsasporidae. The coding region runs from base 147 to 1532 and encodes 461 amino acids.